Messenger RNA from Cladocopium goreaui, 571 nucleotides. The record is from the annotation of a GenBank genome assembly. NCBI's taxonomy places the organism in Eukaryota, Dinophyceae, Suessiales, Symbiodiniaceae.
AAUCCGUGAAAAAACCCUGCGAUGUUGCGCUACUACGCAAUCCUGGUGGCUCAACCUUUAGCUGGGUUGAAACCACUAGCCCUCUUUGCGUUUGAGAAAUUUGGAUCUUGUGGAAACGUCUUCGACAUGUGGCGCUUGGGAAUGAUGAUCGCUGCCAUGAGCCUUGCUCAGGUGACCCUGGCGGCUCGCCCGAUGCACUCGGAAUCCUCAUCAGCAGGAGCACAUACGCUGAAACACCAUACGCAUGGACAUGCUGCACAUGCUGGACAUGCUGCACAUGCUUCACAUGCUGGACAUGCUGGACAUGCUGAACACGCUCAUCACCGACAGAUCCAUGCGCACAAAGCCCACGCCUCCUCCAGCGUCGAAGCGCUCUCUGCCGGCUCCUGCGAUGCGUGCCAGAAGAAGUGCAGCAGGGACACCGUGGGUUUGAAGUGCAUGUACCAACGCAAGCCACGGAAGUACUGCACUUGCACCUUCUCAAUGGGCGAUGCGGGAUGCGUGGGGGAUGACGGACAGAACUGCCUUUAGCUGCGAUAUUGGCAGAUUCAAGACAUCGCUUUGGCAGAAA